This is a messenger RNA of Rhopalosiphum maidis (corn leaf aphid), 2693 nucleotides long. RefSeq names its product transmembrane GTPase Marf (gene Marf). The record is from RefSeq and is a predicted model, not a curated record. Gene Ontology annotation, biological process: mitochondrial fusion; mitochondrion localization. Gene Ontology annotation, molecular function: GTP binding; GTPase activity. Gene Ontology annotation, cellular component: mitochondrial outer membrane. The coding region runs from base 304 to 2583 and encodes 759 amino acids. The transcript has 12 exons. Lineage: Eukaryota; Metazoa; Arthropoda; Insecta; Hemiptera; Aphididae.
CCGCACGGAUUUAAUAAUUUAAUAUUUAUUUUUCUUUUGCAAAAAACUGCCAAGAAAACGUCGUAGAAAAAGAAGAUAUUAAAAAAAACCCGGCGUAAUAUUCAUUUUUUGUCACGGUAACAUUGUGUGUUGACGUUAUUGUUAUUCUGUGGAAAAUAUGAGUUUUGUAAUUGUAUUAUACGAUUUCAAUUGAAGAUAGACCACCGACUUUAUAUUGGUUAUUUUAAUUGACAUAUUCUCAAAUCGAUUAACGUAGCAUUUGAGCUUUGCAUGUUAUCAUCGUCUUUCAUAGUUUGUUCAUAAAUGGCUGCUUACAUAAAUCGCACAAUUGGAUUUGGUGAUUCCUUAGUGGCUCCUCGUAGUCCAUUAACAGAUGAACAAAUUUCUUCACCUUUACAGGUCUUUGGCCAAGCUAAAAAACAAAUCAAUAACAUUUUUGUUGAUAUUCAAGACUAUGUGGCUGACGCAUCUGAACGCAUGAUUGAUGUGAAUAAAAUAUGUCCUGAUGUGAUCAAUGGAAAUGAAUUAAAAUCCAUAUUGGAUUAUAGAUCAAAAGUCAAAGGAAUUUGUGAAGUGUUGACACGUGAUCAUAUGAAAGUUGCUUUUUUUGGCAGAACAAGCAAUGGAAAGAGUACAGUUGUAAAUGCUAUGUUGGGAGAAAAAGUGCUUCCAAGUGGUAUUGGUCAUACAACUAAUUGUUUUCUGCAAGUUGAAGGGUCUCAAACUGGUGAUGCAUACUUAGUUACUGAAGGUAGUAAUGAAAAACAGAAUGUAGAAUCCGUUACACAUUUGGCACAUGCAUUGAAUUAUGAAAAACAAUUGAAUGAAAAAGAAUUGGUACAUGUAUAUUGGCCAAAAGACAAAUGUAGCUUAUUAAGAGAUGAUGUAGCUUUAGUUGAUUCUCCGGGAGUAGAUGUUACACCACAUUUGGAUGAUUGGAUUGAUGCACAUUGCAUUGAUGCCGAUGUUUUUGUGCUAGUGGCUAAUGCUGAAUCAACAUUGAUGGUUACUGAGAAAAAUUUUUUUCAUAAGGUUUCAACAAAAUUAUCAAAGCCAAAUAUAUUUAUAUUAAACAAUCGCUGGGAUGCAUCUGCUAACGAACCAGAGUUCUUAGAUCAGUUUAAUAGCCAAGACCAGGUGCGUAAACAACAUAUGGAGCGUGCUACGGAUUUCUUAGUAAAGGAGCUGAAAGUUUGCACACCUGAAGAAGCAGUGUCUCGUAUAUUUUUUAUUUCUGCUAAAGAAGUGUUGCAGGCUCGUGUUAAAGAACGUAAUGGAUUACCUCUAAAUAGUGGAGCAUUAGCUGAAGGUUUUAGUGCUAGAUAUAUGGAGUUUGAAGAAUUUGAACGUAGAUUUGAGGAGUGUAUCUCAAAAUCUGCAAUCAAGACUAAGUUUUUAAAUCAUUCACAGCAAGGGAAACAUUUAGUCAAAGAAAUGCUUAAAAUUAUGGAAACAAUUUACAAUAGAAGUCAAGAACAAACAAAUUUAAAAAUGUGUCAGAAAAAAGAAUUUCAAGAAAAAUUGAAUUUUACUGAACAACAACUUAUAAAUAUAACAAAUCAAAUGAAAAUGAAAAUCCAUCAAAUGGUUGAUGAUGUGGAGGAUAAAGUAUCUAAAGCGCUGAAUGAUGAAAUUCGCAGAUUAUCGGUUUUAGUUGAUGAAUUCAAUUUACCAUUUCACCCAGAAGCAUUAGUUUUAAAUGUUUAUAAAAAAGAACUCCAUAGCCAUGUGGAAGCAGGUCUUGGUAGCAAUUUACGAGCUAGACUAUCCACUGCAUUGGCUAUGAAUAUAGAUCAAAGCCAAAGAGAAAUGAUUGAUAAGAUGUCAACGUUAUUGCCAGAAGAUAAACGAAAUAUAAAUGUAACAAAUCCCAAACGUGAACCAUUUGAAGUUUUAUAUCGUUUACAUUGUGAUAAUCUAUGUGGUGAUUUUCAUGAACAGCUUGAGUUCAAAUUCUCUUGGGGCUUAUCCAAAUUAGUUACUCGUAUAUCAUCAUUAGCUAAUUGGUCACGUAAUCAAUCAAGGGUUCUAAUAUCCCCAUCUCACAAUCCAUCAACCAGUGCUGUUGAUGGUUCAUUCAGUAGUUUAGCUGUGGAACAAAAUUUAUCCAUGAUAUCUCGUGUUGUAGCUGCGUCUGUUGGUACUCAAGGUACUGUGGGAGGACUUGUAUUAGCAGGAUUUAUGCUAAAAACAGUUGGAUGGCGUUUAAUCAUAGCUACAGGUGCUAUUUACGGAGUGCUUUAUCUGUAUGAGCGUUUGUCUUGGACAACAAAAGCAAAAGAACGAGAAUUUAAAAGGCAAUAUGUUGAUCAUGCUACUGCCAAGCUCCGUUUAAUUGUAGAUCUCACAUCUGCAAAUUGUAGCCAUCAAGUACAACAGGAACUUUCUACUACUUUUGCACGAUUGUGUCAAUUGGUUGAUGAAUCAGCUACUGAUUUAAAUGAAGAAAUGAAAAAUUUGGAUCGAGAACUCAGCAUGUUAACUAAAUCUACUGAAAUUGCAAAGAUUCUAAGAAAUAAAGCAGAUUUCUUGAAAGUAGAAUUGAAGCAAUUUGAUGAUACUUUCCUGUGUGUAAAAAAUUAGUUAGUUAGUCAAAAUGUAAAAUGAUUGUAUUAUACCUAUUUGUUGAGUAUUUCUUUGUUAUUUUUAGAGUAGGUGUAUAAUGUUUAUUUUAUCUUAGUUACUUCAUUACC